Molecule: messenger RNA, 2698 nt
Organism: Anopheles coustani
Lineage: Eukaryota; Metazoa; Arthropoda; Insecta; Diptera; Culicidae
Gene: bves
Product: blood vessel epicardial substance
Exons: 8
Coding region: 715-2304 (529 amino acids)
Cellular component (GO): sarcolemma
Molecular function (GO): cAMP binding
Source: RefSeq, a predicted model, not a curated record
AUAGAACGAUAUACGACGAAAAGGCUGGUUUCGUUCCCCGUGUUUUGCGGUAGAUUGCGAUCGGUGCAGACGAUAUCAAUAAUUUGAGCAAUGUGACACAAACAUUGCCCAUCAUCGAAAUAUCCGCCUACCCUAGCCCGAUUGUAGUUAGCGACGACCGUUGGACUUGGUGAACUUGGUGUAGAAAACGUUUCUUGCUUUGCACGCAGUUGACCGUCAUUUGAGAACAACGCCUAUUUCCUUCAUUCCUUACUCUACUGCAUCCACCGUCGCGUGUUGUUCACCAGGCCUGGAGGUCUGGUGUUUGAAGUUAGCAAGCUGGAUCGCCUGCUGUGGAUCGUCUGCCUGUUGAGCGCAUUCGCGCUUUUGCGUGUUGCGCCAUCCGCCGUGCACCCGGUCUCCAGAAGCGAAAGAUCUCCGGAAGUACUCGAUAAGUUCUUGGAUCGCAAUGACAACGAAGAAAGUGCCCAUCAAGCUACCGGCCAGGAUGGAGCGGAUGUCAGAAAUACUGACGUACGGGUGUCAACCGCAAAAGGAACUGUUCCGAACGUGGGUGCUGCUCGGGAGCCGACCAAUGGUGGGCGCAAGACGGAACAGCACAACCAUUUCCAAAAGCACACCCACCACGAGCAUCAUCCAGUUGCGGAGAGCAAGGACGAGGAGGGCGGUUCCGCUCCAGCAGCCCCUGGAAGCAUCAACCACGGACGUGGUGGCAUGAAUGGAGCUCGUGGUAGUGGCAACGGUAGCAUGCCAACGCGCACAGCCAAAGGUAAGGGUCAAAUAGCUCAAGGGGGGCAAGGAGACGGCGAGGGACCGGACCAGCCGGAUGAACAAUGGUAUUCCAUCCGACGCUUGCUGAUCGACUGGAGCUGGCCACAGUGUCUCGGAUUCGAGCCGAAGGAACACCUUUACUAUCAGAUCGGGCAUGCAUUGUUUCUGGUCGCAUUCCUCGCACCGAACAUGCAGUGUGGUUUCCUCGUGCUGCGCUGUGCCGCUAUUGCCGGCUGCAUACUUAUGCUGCUGUGGGGCUGGUUCGUCAACUGCAGCCUGGACGCGGUCGUUUGGUUCGGCGGGUUUCUGGUGGUCAACACAAUCUACGCGGUGAUUUUGCUGUGCAAGAUUCGUCCUGUUAAAUUCGAUCGUGAAAUAGAAUCGGUGUACGUGGCGUUGUUUAAGCCGUUGCGUGUUUCUCGCCACCAGUUCAAGAAGGUGUUGAACUGCAUGAAAAUAGUCCGAUCACUCAAGUUCCAGGAGAUUUACGUGCAGGAAAAGAUCACGAAAGUCGACAGCCUAUCGCUGGUUCUCUCUGGAAAACUUGUUAUAUCACAAAAUCACAAAGCACACCAUAUAGUUUUCCCGCAUCAGUUUCUCGAUUCUCCCGAGUGGUUCGGUGUAUCAACCGACGACUAUUUCCAGGUGUCCAUCAUGGCGAUGGAGGACUCCCGGGUGCUAAUCUGGCACCGGGACAAACUGAAGCUAUCCAUGAUCGCCGAGCCGUUCCUGGAGACAGUGUUCGAUCACAUUCUUGGGCGCGAUGUUGUCAAGAAGCUAAUGCAGGUAACGCAGGUGGGCGAGAUUAUGGCGCAGAGCAAUGGAUGCGUUCCUUCCAGCUUCGACGACGCGGAAGACAAGCCGAUGCUUGCGAAAGGAAAGGGCACCGACAACGGUGGACAUGGUUUGACUGCACUAAUUAACCGCCAGCUUCAAGAUCCGUCUAUUCCGCUUCUACCUUUCCGCUCGGAUGCUGCACAGGUGAUCCGAGGUGUUCGCCCCAUCUAUCCUGUCCGUUCGGGCACCCGACAUUCAAGUGCAAGCUCUGAGGAAGAUGGUGAACAGGGCUGCGAUGUUACUAAUAAUAUUAUCCCCAAUGCUUCCGCCAGGCUGAUUACGCGUCUAUCGGAACGUCCAAUCGAGCGCGGUUCUUUUGGGCCCAUGUCAGCAAAUAUCAUGAAUGCCAGGUUCAUGUCAAUCGGAACCGUACAUCCUCCCGAUGCUAGUGCAAGUUGCGAUGUUUCCGCUAGGCUGAUUGCACGUCCACCGGAACGUCCAAUCGAGCGCGGUUCUUUUGGGACCGUACAUCCUCCCGAAGUUUCCCCACUUGCUAGACCGUCGGCCACCCGACCUGCUAGUGCAAGUUCUGAGGAAGACGAUGAAGAGGGCGGCAAUACUAACAAUACUAUUCCAAAUGUUUCGAUCGCUGUUUCUGCUAGGCCGAUGACACGUCGAUCGGAACGUCCACUCGAGCCCCGUAAUCGUAUGCCUGAGUCAGCAAAUGUUACCAAACGUCCUCCGCCGCGUCGUUGAAUGCCAAAAAUUAUAAUUCUAUUAAUUAUUUUUUUCUCUCUUUGUUUGCACGGCCCAAGCCGUUUAUCAAUAUUAAUACCUAGUAAUAUUAGCUAGUAAUAUUAUUCGACUGUUUAAAGAACCUUCUCGAUUUAAAAGCGUAGAUUGUUUCUAUUUCCACGAGUAGGGAAUUCUACGCAUGCCAUUUUACCAAUUAAUUCAUUAUCCUUGAUUUUAUCAUCAAUCUUAUAAUUAACGCGUUUGUUUGUUGUUGUUGAGUAAUUUAUCGAUUGCGUUCGCGUCUUAUGGAAUAAUAACUCUUAUCUUAACUGAUCGCGUUGGACUGUGCACCGUUGCUAGUCUGUAGUUAGUUAAUGAGGACUUAUAAAUGCACACAAAAUUAGGAAGGGACUAA